Messenger RNA from Aspergillus ochraceoroseus IBT 24754, 1377 nucleotides. Its product is annotated as CFEM domain-containing protein. Lineage: Eukaryota; Fungi; Ascomycota; Eurotiomycetes; Eurotiales; Aspergillaceae. The coding region runs from base 1 to 1377 and encodes 458 amino acids. The record is from RefSeq and is a predicted model, not a curated record. The transcript is spliced from 7 exons.
AUGAGGUGGUCCUGGAUUGUGGCCCUCGCGACCCUGGGUUUCAUAUAUCCCGCCGAGGCCGGCCUUGCCGAGUUGGCAAACGCAUUGCCUUCAUGUGCUUUGAAAUGCUUUGCAGAGGUGUUGCCGCAGUCAUCAUGCCAGGUUACCGACCAGGUCUGUAUGUGUACCAAUCAGGCGUUCACAGAACAGAUUGAACUCUGCGUAGCAAGCAGCUGCACUAUCCGACAGUCACUCACCACCAAGAAUGUCACCAGCACAGCCUGUGGUGCACCUGUACGAGAUCGCAGCACGGUAAUCACCGUUGCAGGACUCACCGGGGGGGGGAUCGCGCUUUUAGCUUUUCUUCUACGGGUUUUGGCACGGCUUCCUUGUUGUGGAGGCCAGUUUGGAAUGGACGACUGGACUAUGGCUCUAACCAUGUGUUGCAUGAUUCCCCUCUCCGUGCUCUCUUAUCCUUUGGCAAAGAUUGGACUGGGGAAAGAUAUGUGGACGGUUCCAUUCGACAAUAUUACUCACAUCCUCUAUAUCUAUUUCUUCGACGAGUGCCUUUAUCUCACGACAAUCGCCCUGACAAAAAUCUCCAUCCUCUGCUUCUACCUCCGUGUAUUCCCCCGACGCGAGUUUCGCAUUGCCGUAUACGUUGUUAUUGCCGUUAACAUUGCAUAUGUACUUGUAUUUGAUCUUAUCUCGAUAUUUCAGUGCGACCCUGUCAGAGGGGCAUGGGAACGCUGGGACGAUGAAACGGAUUUUAAAUGUCGUAACAUUAACGCACAGGGAUGGAGCGCGGCAGCGAUCAACAUGAUCCUAGAUAUUGUGGUGAUGGGACUGCCUCUACGGGAACUGUAUCAGUUGAACCUAUCCACGCGGAAGAAGGCUUAUGUGAUGCUUAUGUUCAGCUUGGGACUGCUUGUGACUUUGGUCAGUAUACUGCGUCUGGAGUCGUUGAUUACUUUCUCUAACACGCAAAACCUGACAUGUGAGUGCCCUUUUGACGAGUCCCCGCUGAAGCAAAACACCACUAAGACCCCCCUCCGCCCCCCCAAAAAAGGGGAUUAUGUUACUGUCGGAUACUGGAGUACAAUUGAAUGCCAUGUGGGAGUGAUCUGUGCUUGUCUCCCUGCAAUCCGGGCGCUUUUCCGGCGCGUCUGGCCUCGAAUCUUUGGCGAUACAACACUUGCAAAGUCCAAAGCAUCACUAUCCAGGUCGCUAGGAACAGGAUCACGGACGGACGGCCCGGGGCUGGUUUCCUCAAGGCCAAAGCACCCCGAUGAUAGUUUUGUGCCGCUGGUUGACAUGGACAAUGCGAGCCAUUCGAGCCAGUCUCAUUUGACCGGUCCACAGAACCAGGCAUAUACGAGAACCUGGGUUGAAGCUUAG